Molecule: messenger RNA, 1703 nt
Organism: Plectropomus leopardus (leopard coralgrouper)
Lineage: Eukaryota; Metazoa; Chordata; Actinopteri; Perciformes; Serranidae
Biological process (GO): T cell costimulation; positive regulation of T cell proliferation; negative regulation of T cell proliferation
Cellular component (GO): external side of plasma membrane
Source: RefSeq, a predicted model, not a curated record
CCAUACUUCCUUCUUCGUCUUCGGGGCGUUGGUUUUGUCGUCCCUGUCUCCUGACCUUGAGUCUUCUUAAAAGCUAGCAGCCAUCACCUCACAGCUCCGGAUAAACUACACUGAGCUCUGAGGAGCAUUUCUCUGUCAAACAUGAAUCCGGAUCCUGAAUUUAAGAUUUUUCACACCGCUUAUAGAUCGAUAAGUUUGUUUGGAUGUUUUUGCAUCAGGAUUUUUCCACUUUUCCUGCUCGCUGCCCUGAUGUCUUGUUGCGCAGGUAAAUUCAGAGGAAAAGUGUCAGAGGGCUCUGCACCAGUGAAGAUCCAGGUCUUUGUUGGUCAAACGGUCCUGCUGCCCUGCAGCAGCCCUUACAGCGAUGAUGACCCAACAGUAGAGUGGUCCCACCAAGGUGUGAAUGUAAAGAUGGCCUUCGUGUACCGGCACGGCUGCGAGACCUUCCAGGAGAAGCAUUUUGCCUUCUACCACAGGACGAACCUCAUCUUGAAUAAAGUGCACGAGGGAAACUUUUCGAUGUGGCUCUCCAACACGAAGCUGUCUGAUGCAGGAAAAUUCGUAUGCAAGCACGUGCCCCGAGUCGUCGCAACGGUCGAGCUUUUUGUUGUUGCCAUUUCGGAGCCAAAACUCUCCGUGGUUUCAGCUGCAGGUGAUGAAGUGACUCUGCAGUGUGAAGCGAGCUGCUGGUUUCCGGAGCCUGAGAUAACAUUUUUGGGCAUUCAGGGAGACAUCAGUGAUGCAAACACUCAGACUGAUCCGAGUACGGGCUGUUUUACAGCCACAAGGAAAGUGACUGUGCAGACUGCCGAAAGGGUAACCUGCAGAGUUCACCAACCUAAAAUAAACGAGAUGAGGCUCGCAGAGAUUAUUAUACCAGAUAAGUGCAUCAGGAGGAAAGAGAGAGAGGAAACAUCCUGCACUACACUCACCGCCAUCAUUGUUGUGUUAAUCAUUGUUAUAAUUGGAUUAUGCGCAUUAAUUAUCUUCUUAUACAAGACAGGCUACAACUUCAAAAAGAGUCCUAAAAUGCAGCCACCACAAAGUCCAAUGUGCAGCAAUGCUGAAGGUCACAACCUGGGAAAUCAGGCUGAUUUUUCUGUAAUUGUCCCCACUGAGCAUCCGAGUAUCAGUGAACUGGAGUCGACUCUUCAGGUCAAAGACGAGACCAUCCACCAGCUAACUGAACAACUAAAGGACCUCCGAGCUCAGCAGAUUCCUGUUGUGUGCCAGCUUUGCCAAACUACAUUUAACGAAAGUCCUAAAUCCUCAACAGACGUCUCAGAACCAGCGAACCCAUCCUCAGAUCCAUUUCUACACAACAAAAAUCCCAAACCAGCGCCCUCAGAUGACAGCAACCGUCCACAAUUCUCAACUUCUCCUCAGAAACGCGCCGUCUCGUUUCAAACCAUCCAAAAAAGCAGCCGCAACCACAGCAGUCCUACACGUUUGCCAAAGGGUGGCGCUUCCUCAGCCCCCCCUUCAGAGGAAACGCAGGUGGUCCGUUCGAUGAGCGGGUCCAUGUCUCGACCUCGUUCAAACAAGCCUCAACGCAGACACACCACCAUAGCCUCAUGUGAUAACCGCUACACUGUUCGGCAAACUAGUUUUGAAGAUUCGGAGCCGUUGCUGUAAACAGAAUACUUGAACAUCUCGUCAAGAAUAAUCAUGGACGAAAUGACAGACUUUUGAUCAUGAACAGG